AUGGAUACCAGACUAGCUAAGAAAGCAGGAUCGUGGUAUCAAGCGGCUGAAGAUGAUUUGAUGCGUGAUAUUAACAAGUUUCUCGCCGAAGUGCCUGAGACUGUUGACGACUCUCCACUGCCCAUACCGGGGGCUCGAAUAAUCAUUGCACCACACGCAGGAUAUGAAUACUCAGGUGAAACCGCUGCCUGGGCCUAUUCCUGCCUGGAUCUUAGCAAGGCGAAGCGAGUCUUCAUUCUGGGACCAUCUCAUACUUACGGCCUUUUAGGCUGUGCUGUCACAACAUUUUCGAAAUAUGCCACUCCUUUCGGUGAUUUCACUGUGGACAGGGAUAUCGUUGAGCGCGUGAAAGAAGCAGCAGGCAUGCAAAAUGUACCUCGUAGGAAUGACGAGGCAGAGCAUUCUCUAGAAAUGCAUUUGCCAUUGCUCUACAAACGAUGUCAACAGACAUUCAAAUCGCCAGAAGAUUUCCCCAAGGUGGUUCCCAUUAUCGUCGGAAGCACUAGUCGAACAAACGAGAAAGACAUCGGUCGAGUGCUCCUAUCAUAUAUAAAGGACGAAGAAAAUGCUUUCAUCAUAAGUUCAGAUUUUUGCCACUGGGGAGAGCGAUUCGACUACACAGCAUACACCGCUGAUGGAGACCUUGGAAGUCUGAAGCAUCUUCAACCUUAUAGCUCAAAACCAUCAGGACCACCUAUCUAUGAAUCGAUUCAGCUAGUCGAUGAAGCGGCUAUGGAUGCCGUCAAGAGCGGCAGUCAUGAUGCCUUUGUCGAUAAUAUCAGACGUACGGGAAAUACAGUGUGCGGGAGACACCCGAUUGGAAUUGCCAUGGCUGCUCUUGAGCUCUAUGCUGAAGAGGUCAAUGACGAGAACAAGAGUCGAUUUAAAGUUGUGAAGUAUGACCGCAGUAGUGAAGUCGUGUGGCCCGAUGACUCGAGUGUUAGUUAUGUUUCUGCUUAUGCAGUUUUGUGA
Trichoderma asperellum CBS 433.97 is the source of this 972-nucleotide messenger RNA. RefSeq lists its product as uncharacterized. NCBI's taxonomy places the organism in Eukaryota, Fungi, Ascomycota, Sordariomycetes, Hypocreales, Hypocreaceae. The record is from RefSeq and is a predicted model, not a curated record.